AUGCAUCUGUCAACCCUUCUCAUCGCUGCAUCAAGCAUCUACAAUGCCGUUCCCUGCUUGGCAACCUCCCAGGACACACUGGCUCCCCCUCCACCCACGAAGCCUCGCUACACGUUCGAUGACUUGUGGAAACUGGAAAAAAAAUUCUGGGAUAAUUUCCUCUACCCAGCAAAUUUGAAGCAGACGCAGGGGAACGAAUCAACUGUGUUUACAAAAGAUGUGCAAGGUCGAGUAGAUAUUACUCGCACAUUCGACGGGGAUGAACUCAACCGAGAAUACAUUUUCGGUCUCUUUUCCGACCCGAAUCAUGUCAGUCUUGUGGGAGUCCCCAUCGACUAUAGCAUCACCCAGUUCGCUGCCAACGACAACAUCGCCAGCGCCACGACGGUGGUUACUUUCAAUGCGACGACGUUUGGAAUUCUCCUGCCCGUGACGAUCGAUACCUGGAUCGCAUUCAACGAGGACGGGAAAAUUGAGCAAUAUGACGCGACUUUCCGAUGGUUCGAGUAUCUGCUGGAUUUGAUCCUGGAUAGUGUUGGCAAGAAGAUCAACGCGACUUCCCCUACUCAGACUGUGGCCUACAUGUCUGACCUUUUGGCCAAGACGAUCUGUGCCACUCAUGAAGCAUCCUGUACGGGUGCGAACCAGCAAUACAACAGCACCGAAGCCUGUUAUAAAUAUCUGACUGAGUCUGUGCGCUUCGGCAAGAGCUACGAGCUCGGUCGGAACACCCUUUUAUGUCGCGAGGUCCACGAGCACAUGGUCCCCUACCGACCGGACGUCCACUGUUCCCAUAUUGGACCGUCGGGGGGUAGCUACUGCGUCGACGAUACCAGCUACAGUCAGACUGUGCUGGCGAAAUACUUUAAUGAAUCGUGGAUUCCAUUUGGCUAUGGGAAGGACCAAAACGUGUGGUUAGCUUGA
Penicillium oxalicum is the source of this 924-nucleotide messenger RNA. RefSeq lists its product as uncharacterized. Lineage: Eukaryota; Fungi; Ascomycota; Eurotiomycetes; Eurotiales; Aspergillaceae. The record is from RefSeq and is a predicted model, not a curated record. The transcript has 2 exons. The coding region runs from base 1 to 924 and encodes 307 amino acids.